AUGGUCAAUGUAGAUUUGGACAUUGGACCAGCCAAACGGAACAUUUCUCAAAGUGAAAGCAUAAAAGGAACUUUUGAAUCCAAUGGUCCUUCUGGAUAUACUAAGUACGUCUACAAAAAGUCCAAUAGUGGCACUUUCACAUUAUCUAGAUUAUCAUAUGGUGGAAAAAAGUUUACUCUUAUAGUUACAACUUCCAUACAUGAUGUUUCAAAAGUAGUGGUAUAUUUUAAACAGGUUGAGGGUACACUUUUGGCUAUACAUGUUAGUACAAAUGUCAAGCAGUAUUACUACACCAAUUAUAAUACUAGCACAUCUAUAAACGAGUACUCUUGGUUUGAUGAAUUUAUAACUGUAUGUGGUAAGGUACUUGACGAGUCCACGGAGAUUAAAGAGAUACUAGAAAAUAUAGACAAAAAUACCAGGCUUUACUAUUACAGACUUAGUAGCGGUAUAAAGGGAAACCUCUGGAGAAGUAAUGAUAUAGUCUUCAAUCUUACAAAAAACCCUAAGAACAACUAUAGCUCUGAACUUACAGAUGUAGCAAUAUCGCCUAAACAAGUUGAAACAGCGAUCGCAGGAUACAACAAGGUUAAACACGAAAUAGCGAGUGAACCAUUUUUUGUAAGGAAGAUCGAACUCUCCAGUGGUGAUAUUCAACUUGGAAAUGAGGUUCCAAACGUUCCCAUUAGAGAGUUUAAUGCAUACUACAGUACUUCCGAUUCAGGCUAUUCUAACCCCCUAUUGGUUUUGUUAGAUGUAAAGCAACAAGAAGAUGUAGAUCAGUAUAAAUAUAUCCCUAAUAAAUACCUCUUAUCUAAAACUGAGGAUACUAAAAAUUGGGACAUUCGUAGGAUUGAUGGAUCUCUAGGAGAUAAGGAACUUAGGAAAGUGCUUGAAAAUAUUGUGGUAAAUCAAAGACUCAUCGUUGAGAAACUUGAGGAAAAUGUUCAAAAAAAGCUCACAGACAUCUCAAAGGAUCUCAUAAUUUACAUCACCAGAGAUUUUUCAGUUGAUAAUAAGAAUGUUGGAAGCUAUGAUUCAGAGGGAAAAACUGUUUACUACAAGAAGUAUACGGGGAAUGGGUAUACUAGGAUUAAACACUGCUAUACAUUUUUUAGCUUUACCGUACGAGAGAUAAAUUUUGAUGAUAAUCAUUCUAUCUCUGGUAACCUUCCUUCUUCCAACAAUACUGUUUACAGUCUUAGUUCCUACUCUACUGCCAUCUCAAAUGGAAAUUCUGGAAAUCCUCUAUUGCUUUAUCUUUACUACGGAGAAAAGGAUCACUGGCUAAAGAGACAAUGUGCAGAUAUUACCUGGAAAGAGCAUAAUGAUAAUAGCACCCCAACCAGUGAUGUGGAUUCUGAGAAGAUAAAUAAACUCCUUGAGGAGCUAAAGAUUCCCAAUGUUCAAAUAAAUAUUUCUCAGAAUGGUCAAUACCAACCUACUGGAAAUACUCUUCAGUUCUCUGUCAAUGGCAGUGAAUAUCCUCCUGGAUCUGGUUUUUGGAAGUUUGAACAUGCUAUGAGUACAUUAAAGCAACCCUUUACAGUCAAGAGUGUUAUGCAUGGAACUAUCCUUCUGAAUGGUAUAGAGCUCACUGAUCUUCUUGAGAAGGUAACGGCAUACUACUAUGGAGGCAAUCCCUCAGAUGAGAAGAAACUCUUGUUUGUAGAAUUACUGAGAAAGGAUGGCCAGAAUAAGCAUGUAUAUUAUAGCAGACCACUUGUUACCGGGUAUUCAUGGACAAUGGAAGAGCGUUCUACUAAAUUGGAUGAGGUAAAACUAAAACAGAUGCUGGACGCUCUUAAAACGGCACACUUCCCUGAGUCACCCACUACCACGAUCGUUGGGUCAUCUAUUGGAAGUGGACUAGGCGGAGCAGGGUUGGGUGCUCUUACUAUGUGGAAAGGACCCGCUAUACUCGCAAGGCUAAUAACUCGCCUGUAA
Theileria equi strain WA is the source of this 1947-nucleotide messenger RNA. RefSeq lists its product as hypothetical. NCBI's taxonomy places the organism in Eukaryota, Apicomplexa, Aconoidasida, Piroplasmida, Theileriidae. The record is from RefSeq and is a predicted model, not a curated record. The transcript has a single exon. Bases 1 to 1947 code for a protein of 648 amino acids.